Molecule: messenger RNA, 2893 nt
Organism: Daphnia pulicaria
Lineage: Eukaryota; Metazoa; Arthropoda; Branchiopoda; Diplostraca; Daphniidae
Product: osmotic avoidance abnormal protein 3-like
Exons: 17
Coding region: 245-2632 (795 amino acids)
Biological process (GO): microtubule-based movement
Molecular function (GO): microtubule motor activity; ATP binding; microtubule binding
Source: RefSeq, a predicted model, not a curated record
AGAAAACCGGCAGGGUGGAAACCAAAUACCCGAUAACACCAGUAUAGACAGUGAACGAGCCUAUAUCGUUCAGUCCGAACGAUUAUUGGUUUCUUUUUUAUAGGACCGGAAGGGUUAUUGAGAUUGGACUUGGUGCUCCGGCCGUAUAAGUGAUGUUGUGUGAAAUCCCGGAAAGAUUUCAUCGGCCAUCUUUAUUAAUUGCAGGUAGAGUAUCCAGUGACACACGGUGAAAACUUAUACUUAAAUGGCUGCCGGAUCCGAGAGCGUGCGGGUCAUCGUUCGAUGCCGGCCGAUGAACGCGCGCGAAAACCAGCUCAGCAGCAAGAAUGUGGUGCAAAUCAACGCUUCGACGCUGCAGUGCUCUCUGCUGGCAAUACCAUCGAGUCACAAUGAAAUCAAUGAUACGACCAAAACGUUCACCUUCGAUGGCGUCUACGACCAGUCGUCGACCACCGAACAAAUUUACACCGAUUUCGGCUACUCUCUCGUUGAAGGCGUGAUGGAAGGGUACAACGCUACGGUUUUCGCGUACGGUCAAACCGGAAGCGGAAAAAGCUUCACCAUGCAGGGCGUUACGUCUCCGCCGAAUCAGACGGGAAUAUUACCGCGGGCUUUCGAUCAUCUCUUCGAGAGUAUAGCCGCAGCAGAGGGAAUGAAAUACCUUGUGUUCGCGUCCUAUCUAGAGAUCUACAAUGAGGAGAUUCGCGAUUUACUGAGUCCCGAUUUUAAGAAAAAGUUGGAGUUGAAAGAGAAUUCCGAUAAAGGAGUUUUCGUGGCCAAUCUUAGCCAGCAUAGUGUUCAUAGCGUCGCCGACUGCCAAGGUCUGAUGGAAACCGGUUGGAAGAACCGAGCCGUAGGAGCUACUCUGAUGAACGCCGAUUCGUCCCGAUCUCAUUCCCUCUUUACCAUCUCCGUUGAGAUGAUGGAAACCGUUCAAGACUUAAAGGGGGAGAAACAAUCGAUUCGCAGAGGGAAGUUGAACCUGGUUGAUCUGGCCGGAAGUGAACGUCAGUCUAAAACAGGAGCCACCGGAGAUCGAUUAAAGGAAGCUACCAAAAUUAAUUUAUCACUUUCAGCUCUGGGAAAUGUCAUAUCUGCCUUGGUCGAUGGUAAAUCGAAACACAUUCCUUACAGAGACUCCAAACUGACUCGCCUGUUGCAGGAUUCAUUGGGAGGAAAUACUAAAACCCUGAUGAUCGCCUGCGUCUCUCCGGCGGAUGACAAUUACGACGAAACGCUCAGUACAUUGCGAUACGCCAAUCGUGCCAAGAAUAUUCAAAACCGACCAAGAAUCAAUCAGGACCCUAAAGAUGCCAUGUUGAGGGAAUACCAGAAAGAAAUCGAACGACUCAGUCAGAUGAUUGAUCAGCAAAAACCGACUCAGAUUGUUCGCGUCAAAUCGGAACUGGAAAUUGAGCAAGAGAAAAUGCAGCUGCAGAAAGAGUACGAAGAGAAAAUCCACCAACUUCAACGGGAGGUGGAAAAAGAGCAAGAAACAAAUGCCAAAGCGACAGUCGAGAUGAAAAACUUGCGUCGAGCCUACGAAGUCGACUUGCAAAAGAUUAACAAUUCAAAGAAGAAGGUUGAACUGGAUGAAGAAGCACAAGAAACUCUCAAGAGGUUGAAACAAAUCGAGGGCGACUUGGUUGGUGGUGAGAAGGCCAACGAUCUUGAAUUCCAAGAACGACACUGGAAGCGGAAAAACAUUUCUGAAAGGAGACGAGCUUUGCUUGCGCAACUGUUGGCCCGAACGGAAGACGAAGAUGGGGCGCUGUUACGAGUCUAUGACGACAUCCAACAAGAAGUCCGGAUCAAAACGGAAGCCAUAAAGAAAUACAAGCAGAAACUCCGUUCCUUGGACCGCGACAUUCAAGAUUUGCAAACUGAAUUCGAAACAGAAAGAAGUGAUUAUCUUGAAACGAUUCGCAGACAGGAGCAGCAGUUAAUAUUGCUACAUCAAAUUAUUGUUAAAGUCCAGCCCCUCAUUCGAAAAGACUCAAAUUAUAGUGAUAUUGAAAAUAUAAAGCAACAGAGCGUAUGGAUUGACGAAUUUAAACGCUGGAAAAUACCAGAGGUCACUUUGAUGCGAAUGAAACUGCCGCCAGCAUCCUUUUCAAAUAUUCCAUCCUACAGCCAGUACGAAACUACCACUGAGGGGGAGGAAGAGGAAGUGCCCAAUGAGGACCGACUACUACAGAAACUCAAAAAAGGAGAAGCUGAAAACUUGGCCGGUCGUUAUUUCGCUUCCAAUCGCGCUAAAGAGAUCGUCAUUCGUGUCAAUAACGAUGUGCAUCGAGCUAAACAUCCUGGAAUGAAAGGAACUUCACUGAGUCACUCAUCGCUCAAUAGUUUCCCGUCUUCAACUACAUUGUCCCACAUAGAUUAUUUAAAUGACUCAGGAGGUUUAAACGUGAAUGGACCGCUGACAUCUUCGUGGAGUGCACCCAACGCUCUAUCCGGUCAAAUCAAUGGUUGGACAUCAGACGCGGUUUUUAUGAACGGGAACAUCAGGAAGCCGAAACGCUUGGAAUCUUUGACAGUCGGGGCUUCUGGCGGAAGGCAAAUACCCUCUAUUGUCAAGGAUAAGACAAACUUGCCUGUCUACACACCAUCAGUAAUCAAAUUCACCUGACACUCGUGACUUAAUUUUCUCUCUCUCUCUCUCUCGUUCUAUUAUCGAAAACGUUCGGUGAUCAAAAAAUGCAUUUUGUUAAUCGUGUUACAAAAUAACAUAUUUACAAAGACCUUUAAUUAAAAUUGCCAAUGUUAUGAUUUAAAUUUUUAUAGAAUAACCUUUUACACUUGUCUCUACAGUGUAACACAGGGAAAUAUGUUGAGAAUCAUGUUGUAUUUGUUGAAUUUCAGCUCGGAAUAAAUGCGGUUGACAGAAAAA